Amphiprion ocellaris (clown anemonefish) is the source of this 1437-nucleotide messenger RNA. RefSeq names its product phosphate cytidylyltransferase 1B, choline a (gene pcyt1ba). Bases 151 to 1236 code for a protein of 361 amino acids. The record is from RefSeq and is a predicted model, not a curated record. NCBI's taxonomy places the organism in Eukaryota, Metazoa, Chordata, Actinopteri, Pomacentridae. Gene Ontology annotation, molecular function: choline-phosphate cytidylyltransferase activity; phosphatidylcholine binding. The transcript is spliced from 8 exons. Gene Ontology annotation, biological process: CDP-choline pathway.
GGACAGACGGGCUGCCGUUGCAUCGUUGCUCCUUCCCGCUGCGCUGGGAAGCAAGACAGACAGCUCCCUGACCGAGACUGAACAGCAAAUCAAAGACAAAGAAACAAGUGGUCAUCAAAUCGAUACUUGAAUUGUUUGGUUUUGGGCACCAUGGUGAAGCAGCGGCGCGUCAGAGCGCACUCCUGUUGCGCAGCUGUCGCGCCUUUUUGUUGCAGAAGAGGAGCAGUGAAGACUCUCACAGAGCCGGCCAUCUUUGCCAGGGAGACCAGCUGUGAUUGUCGCGCUCCGCAUGAGAAACUGACCAUCGCACAGGCUCGCAGAGGCACCCCAGUGGACCGGCCAGUCAGAGUCUAUGCAGAUGGCAUCUUUGACCUCUUCCACUCUGGACAUGCUCGUGCUCUCAUGCAGGCCAAAAACCUCUUUCCCAACACCUACCUCAUAGUAGGAGUGUGCAGCGAUGAGCUGACCCAUAAGUACAAAGGCUUCACAGUCAUGACGGAGCACGAGCGUUACGAAGCGCUGAGACACUGCCGCUAUGUUGAUGAGGUUUUGAGAGACGCACCCUGGACUCUCACGCCUGAGUUCCUUGAAAAACACAAGAUCGAUUUUGUGGCUCAUGAUGAUAUCCCAUACUCCUCAGCAGGAAGUGAGGAUGUUUAUAAACACAUCAAGGAGGCAGGGAUGUUUGUGCCCACACAACGGACAGAGGGAAUCUCAACUUCUGACUUAAUUACCAGAAUUGUCAGAGAUUAUGACGUUUAUGCCCGACGCAACCUUCAACGUGGCUACACGGCCAAGGAGCUGAACGUCAGCUACAUCAACGAGAAGAAGUACCGACUACAGAACCAAGUGGAUCGCAUGAAGGAGAAGGUUCGCACAGUUGAGGAAAAGAGCAAACAUUUUGUUUACCGCGUGGAGGAGAAGAGUCACGACCUCAUUCAGAAAUGGGAAGAGAAAUCCAGAGAAUUUAUUGGCAACUUUCUAGAACUUUUUGGACCUGACGGGACAUGGAAACAAGUGUUUCAGGAACGCAGUGGUCGAAUGCUGUCCUACGCUCUGUCGCCCAGAGAGUCGCCCUGCAAUAGUCCUCCCCGCGAACUGUCCCCCCUGCGCUCUCCCUCUCCCCCGUCUCCCCCCGCCCGCUGGCACAAUGCACGGCCCUCCCCCCCUACCUCCCCCAAAGGAGCGUCUGCCUCCAUGAGCAGCAUGAGUGAAGGUGAUGAAGAUGAGAAGUAGACGAACUGCUGAACACACACAUAUAUACACACAUCACUCAUAGCACACUGCCUGGAAACUACUCACACGCACACACACACACACACACACACACACACACACACACACACACACACACACACACACACACACACACACACACACACACACACACACACACACACACACACACACACACACACACAUACACACACACACACA